AUACGUCAAAUUUUCUAAGUUUUACCUUCCGUACUCUCUUCACUUAUCAGUUUCAGUGUAUAAUUAGUGUGAAGUUCUUCAUAUAUAAAAUGGAUUUGUUGAGAACAUAGAUACAAACCGAAUGUUCUGUCCUAAUAGCUGUAGUACGAAGAUAUAUAAAUUAACUCAUACUCACCAUCAGACAAUAAUAUGCCCCCUGCCCUUCCUUGAACAAAUUGCACUCAUAAUACACAUGUGUUGUAAAUACUUUUAUAAUGGAAGAUUUAUUAAUGAAAUGCCCCCUUUGUUGUGAUAAAAAGUUUUCUUCAAGGUUAUUACUUGCUGAACAUUUAUCAAACAUAAUUUCAAACCUUAUUUGUCCAAUUUGUAAAAACAAAUGGUCCUCAAUAGCUCAUCUUAUUGAACAUUUAAAUCUUGAUGAUUGCCAACCAGAUAGGAUAGUUGAAUCGUUAGGAAUACCGGUACUGGAGGAUAGAUCUAAUCAAAAUGUUACUGAAAAUAGUAUAUCUGAAUCGAAGGCAUUUGUAAAUGGAAGUGUAAUUAAAAGUGAAGACCUAGAACAAGUCUCUGUUGAAACAGUAACUGAAGAAUCAAAGGAAAUUGACAGCAAAAUGUAUGUAGAGUUACUGAGCAAGCAAUUGACAAAACCAUGCCUUCAGACCCAGGAGCUAAAAUUUGUAGAAGAGGAUGGUGAAAGUAGAUACGUUAUUAUGGAACAGGAAGAUUCAGAUCUCAAUUUGGAGAAUACAGUAGUAACUAAGCAGAAUAAUGAUGGCACUAUAUCUUUGACAACGGUGAAAGUUUCAGAUUUAGAGGUAGAUCAAGGAACAACAGAGACAGAAGCAGAGGAAACAUCUGAGGAGAUAUACAGCUGCAACACAUGUGGUGUCUCUUUCUCCUCUGUCAUAGAUCAUAUACAGAAUUAUCAUAAUGAUCAAGAAGUAGUUGUUGAGGAACCUUUAGAGGAAGCUGACAAUGAAUCAAAUGGGAUUUCUAUACAGUUAGAUCCUCUUGCUAAGAAUGGUCAUCCACCUAAUGACACAGUAGUUCCUCGGCGAAUGAUCACUGACACUGGCAGUAUUGUGGAAGCGCCAUUAUACCUUAAACAUACAACUGUUUUGUUAUCUGAUGUUCCAAGUGAUUCCAUAAAAGAAAACAUUGGGGAAAAACGAGGGCGCCCCCCGGCAAAGCGAUAUGUCCAAAUUGAAAAAUUCUGCGAUAGUAUUGUUAAAGAUAUAAACCAAAGUGAUGAAAAGGGGGGUCCCUACCAUAAAGUUACAGUGAAAGAUGUUAAAACAACGGAUGGUAAUGAUAUUAAAAUGUAUCAUUGUAUGUCAUGUGAUAUUUAUGUUGGUAACUUAGAAGAGUUUAAAUCAUACACCUGUAAAACAUUGAAGUUCUCCUGUCCCCAUUGUCCAGUGGCAUAUGAAAAUUCGAAAUCCCUGAGUGCGCAUAUGAAAGCUCAUAAGUCAAAAGAUAAAGCAGAUACGAUUUACGAAUGCGAAAUUUGUAAUACCAUAUUCCCAACAAAUAAAUCAUUAAAACUUCAUAAACGAAUGCAUGAUCCGAUCAAAUCACGUCCCAUAGAUCCGCCAGUAACCACAGCAGAGGGUGAAGAGACGGAUAGUGCUCGAUAUAUGUGCACGAUAUGUGAGAAGAUGAUUCCGGUGGACUAUAAAACCAUACACCAAAAUUCCCAUAAACACGAUAACAAAAUGAACUGUAGCGUAUGUAAUAAGAAAUUCCAAUCAAAUGAAUAUUUGGAAAUGCAUAUGAGUGUACAUAAUUUAGAUAAGGUACCGGUUAGUAAAACUGACAAAUCACUUCCAUAUAGCUGUCUUUACUGUACACGACGAUUCGCGAGACCACACGAAAAGGUGAAACAUGAGAGAAUACAUACAGGCGAGAAACCGCACGAGUGUGAGAUAUGCGGGAAGUCGUUUCGCGUAUCCUAUUGCUUGACCCUGCAUAUGCGGACUCAUACCGGCGCACGGCCCUAUGCCUGUACGCAUUGCGGCAAACGCUUCAAAGCGCACAGCGUAUACAACCACCAUUUGCUGACACACUCGGAGGUGCGCGCGUAUAAGUGCCCGUACUGUCCGAAGGCGUUCAAGACCUCCGUACAACUCGCAGGCCACAAGAAUUCCCACACUAAACCAUUCUCAUGUCAACAUUGCAAUAGGCCUUUCGCGUCCCUGUACGCAGUGCGUGUACACACGGAGACGCACCUGCGUCAAAACAACCUUAAGUUCUCUUGUGACUUGUGUGGCGCGAGUUAUGCACGUGCCUUCGCUCUCAAGGACCACGUAAAGCAGGUCCACAAACAGGAGAUCGAUGACUCCGAUCAAGCUGCACCUUUAAGCUCCGACUGGUCAAUAGCAGAAAACGUCGAGAGCGACGCGACAAUACAAACACUCGAUAAAGAUUUAUCGACAGAAGUAACAAUACUCGAAAUGAAUGCUACGGAACUAAUAGUGCCCUGAGUAAAUGAUAUUGUAAAUAGUCAAAAGAAACGUAAACAUCACAAAAUUGUUUUAUAACAUACUUAUAACUUUGUUAUGGCUGUAAAUAAUGUGCAAUUUACAAUAUAUAUUACGGAUUUUAUAAAUUGAAUGCAUAUUGUAUGGUUAACUGUUUUUAGAGAUAUCGGAAUACUUUCCUACUAAAUAAUCAAAUAUAGGUUACAUAUAAUGGUGUAUUAUAUACAUCUGUAUGUGUAUAAUUUAUAUUCAUUGUUUCAUUUCAUAAAAGAAUUCUAUGUAAGAUUAAGAAAAAAACAAAUUUUAUUAUAAAAUAAUCGAUUAUUACUAACUCCUCUAUAGUAUAUUAAUAAUGUAAUACAGUUUUAAUAACAUAUCUCAAAUACUAUAGUGAAUAAACUAUAGUGAUACAAAAUAAUUAAGAAUUCUAAAUCUGAAACAAAUAUGAAUAUCUUGCAUAAAUCUGGCAACACUAGACCUAUAUCCCCUUUGUCGUCGAUGUAAGUAGCUACGGGGUAAAGAACUUAAUUUUACUUUAAUAGUAAGAGUGCUAUUAUUAUCCAUUAUCUAUUUUUCUUUAAUUAUAUCUAACCUGUUUACUACGAUUUUUUAUAAAUCAUCGUAAACAAAAAUAUAGAUUAAGGGUAAUGGGUUAAAGAACAAGAUCCGAUUGAAAUAUGUUAUUAUCAUUGUUAAUGUUCUAAAGAAUUAAUUUUAGUAAUAAUUUUAUAUCCUUAUUUGAGAGUACUGCAUUUUUAAAAUUAUAUCAUUAUAAAGUUUGUUUUAAAACAAUUAUCAAUUAUUGUUUUUAUAAUGACUUUAUUAAAUCAUAUACAUAAUUAUAUAUCAUGUGUGCAAUAUACACAAAAAUACUAAAUAUAGGAUCUUUUCUAUAGGUAUUGGAAUUAAUUGUUUGUUAAAAUGUAUGUUUAUGUUCACUUUAAUGAAGUUAAUAGAUACUAUACAAGCAAUAUAAUACUACAUAAUACACACUUUGUAUACAUAUUACAAAGUUUGUAUUGAUAAUAUUUUGCUUCAUUCAAAGACCGAGCUAUAUAUCGAGCGACAAUGAUCUAGCGGUUUAUAACACCGCUUUACUUCCAAUGAUUGCGGGUUUCAUUCUCCCAUGAUACUAUGUUUUCUAUGUACUUAUAUUUUAUGUAAUUAUGAUUACACAUAUAUGUAAUUGUAAAAAUAUUUAAGUAUCAGUUGUUUAGUACCUAUAUUACAAGCUCUGCUAAUUUGGGACUAGAUGACGCUGUGUGAAUUGUGUUUAGUUAUUAAUGUUUGUGAAAGUAAAUGGCAUCAUUGAUGCCGGGGAUGACUGAAGAGACGGUAAAACAAAUACUGACAAAAUAGAUGUAUGUCGACUUCUUAAAAUUAAUAUUGUUUUUACGUGUGCUGUGUGCUAAACGUGUUAACAGAUAUCUAAGUCAGCAACAAAUUAAAAAUUAUAGUAAUAUUAUUUAAUAUCAUCAAUUGUAAUUGCAAUUAACUGACUUAGAGAAGAAAAAUAAAAGAAAUUAUUUAUAUAAAAAAUCUUUGGUCCUUUAUUCUCAAAAUUUGUUGUUUUAUUUUUUCUUUUAAAUACUUUCUACUAUUUUUUUUAUUGUAAUAAUGUGAACACUUGGAUCUAAUACUUUCAAAAACGAUUAAAAUUUACUUGCUGGGACGUUUGCUGCAGGAUGUCAGUAAACAACAGUACGGCACAGCCUGAUAUUGUGGCAAACACUAAUUACUUAGUACCUAAGUACCGUUGACCGGGAUACAAUGUAGAUGUCUAUCUCUUCCAUAUUUUAAAUAUCUACUAUCACAACUUAAUUGUUUUCUACUUAUAUUUAUAUAAUAUUUGUUGAAAGUAUCAUUUAUUUAUUUAAUUUAAAAUGGCAAAUCACAACUUUUAAGACACUUUAUUAUUAGAUAUAAUUUAAAAUAGUUCACCAUUUUAAAUUGGUGAGUCAGUUCAAUAUUAAACUCAACGAUUGUAUAAAAAGAUACCGAUCUAACAAACUACUCUCAUUGAUUUUUAUAACAAUAGUAAGAAUGUGUUGUAAUUCUAAGAAAUGUUAUCAAUUCUCUAUGAGAAUGGUAAUUCUAAAUGCAUUAGAUGUCAUUAGUUGAUUGUUAAUAAUGAUAAACCUAUCUACCCGGCGGAAAAAAUAAUCUAAGUAUUCAAUUUAUCAUAUAAGAUACUACUACCUACUUUUAUUUGCUAUUUUAUUGGUAAUUGCUUUCUAAUUGGCUAAUGGCUGUCGUAUUUUGUUUCCUAAUAGUCCUUCUCUUUAAAACUAUUGGAUGAUAAGUAUAUGGCGAUGGGUGUCAAAGUGCACCCAUCAACAUUUACUUAUCAUCCAAUAGUUUCAAAGAGAAGGACUAUUAUUACAACACCGGGCGGUGCUCGAGAAAGUAAAAAAAUAAAUAUAAUAGGUAAAAAGUUCAGCUUUAUUUGUUGGUAAUUUUAGAAAUAACACAAAUUGUUAUUAGUUACCUUUCUAACAUCAAUCAAAGAAAAAUAAUAUUAAGUACUUAACAUAGUAUCUACGUAUAUUUGUUGUAUUCGAAGCAAUAUUGAGUGUAAUUUUGUCAAAAUUAUUAGGUAUUUUCUUAUAUUUUUGCGAAUAAAUGCAAAAUCAACUGUGUGUAUGUUUUUUUUUAUAAUACGAAGGAAAUUCAGAAAGUAAGAAACGGCAAGUAUAAUAUGACGCUUACAUAUCUAGAUAUUAUUACA
Molecule: messenger RNA, 5208 nt
Organism: Achroia grisella
Lineage: Eukaryota; Metazoa; Arthropoda; Insecta; Lepidoptera; Pyralidae
Product: zinc finger protein 624-like
Exons: 15
Coding region: 255-2483 (742 amino acids)
Biological process (GO): regulation of transcription by RNA polymerase II
Cellular component (GO): nucleus
Molecular function (GO): RNA polymerase II cis-regulatory region sequence-specific DNA binding; DNA-binding transcription activator activity, RNA polymerase II-specific
Source: RefSeq, a predicted model, not a curated record